AUGAGUACGAGGUCCAAAAACUUGAACUCUGUUUUCUACUCCGACGUCUACCAUCCCAUUCAAGCCGGAAGCAUCGACGGCACCGAUAUUCUUCCUCACGACAAUGCCAUUCUCCGUGCCCAACUAUGUUCCUCUAUCGGCCUCUAUGACCCAUUUGGUGAUCCUAAGGCCACUGGUGACCCUUAUUGUACCCUCUUCGUGGGUCGUCUCUCCAGACUCACCACGGACGACACUCUCCGCAAGGUUAUGAGUCAGUACGGCCGGAUUAAGAAUUUGCGCUUGGUGAGGGACAUUGUGACAGGAGCUUCUCGUGGUUAUGCUUUUGUCGAAUUUGAAACUGAAAGGGAGAUGCGUCAAGCAUAUACGGAUGCUCAUCAUUUGAUUGUUGAUGAUUGCGAAAUCAUUGUUGACUAUAAUAGACAACAACUGAUGCCCGGAUGGAUUCCUAGAAGGUUAGGUGGUGGUCUUAGUGGUAAUAAGGAGUCGGGACAACUUCGUUUCGGGGGAAGAGAAAAACCAUUUCGUGCACCAUUGAAACCAAUUCCAUACGCGGAGUUGAAGAAGCUUGGUAUUCCACCUCCACCUGAGGGAAGAUACAUGUCACGUUUUGAGGUUCCAUCACCUCCUAGAAGAGAAAAGAACCUCUCAGACAAGGAAGAAGACUCUGAUACAAGGGGUUCUAGUGACAGAAAUAGGAGAAAAGGAAGUCCAGUUGAAUUGGAGGAAGGGCACUAUAAAAGAAGUUCAAGUCACCGAGGAGACUACUCGUAUGGAAGGAGCUCUUCAGAGAGGAAAGAUGAUUCCUAUGAUAGGAGCUCUUCGGAGAGACAUAAUCGUUACCAUGACAGGAGCUCUUCGGAGAGGAGUGAUCGUUACCAUGGCAAGAACUCUUCAGAGAGGAGUGAUCGUUACCAUGACCGGAGCUCCUCGGAGAGGAGUGAUCGUUACCGUGACAGGAGCUCUUCGGAGAGGAAUGAUCGUUACCAUGACAGGAACUCUUCAAAGAGGAGUGAUCGCUCUUCAGAAAGGAGUGACCGUUACCAUGACAGGAAAUCUUCAAAGAGGAGUGAUCGCUCUUCGGAAAGGAGCUCUUUAGAGAGGAGUGAUAGUUACCAUGACAGAAGCUCUUUAGAGAGGGAUGACCGUUACAAUGAAAGUAGCUCUUCUAAGAGGAGUGACUGUUACAAUGAAAGGAGCUCUUCCAAGAGUUCAACCGAAACAGAUAAACAUUCACGUAAAAGAAAAGAAAGAUGUGAACACUCUCCUAGGCGGGAAAAAUAUAGUCGCUAUUCCCCUCACGAGGAAGACUAA
Messenger RNA from Vicia faba (fava bean), 1311 nucleotides. The record is from the annotation of a GenBank genome assembly. Lineage: Eukaryota; Viridiplantae; Streptophyta; Magnoliopsida; Fabales; Fabaceae.